AUGCUGCUCGGUACUCUCGUGUUGGUGGUAGUGCACAUAUCUGUGGUCACGUGCGCGAUGCUGGCGGACGUACAGAGGCUGCUGGACGACUUGUUUGCGCCGAAUGUGUACAACAAGGAGAUUCGCGGCACACUCGACCAGUCACAGCCAACCCUGGUCAGUGUGGACCUGGGACCAAAGAACAUCAAGAGCCUACGUGAGGUUGAGGAGACUCUGGAGAUGGUUAGUGUGAUCUUUCUGACCUGGACUGACCAGCGUCUCGCUUGGGACCCCGCCCACUACAACGACACGCGUGUAGUGCGGGAUAAAUUCCUUACGUGUAAGGUGUUCCGUCCGGCGACCAGCGUGAGGCGCCCUGAUGUGAUACUGGAAAACCCGGCCCCCAGUGGCAUGUUAUAUAAGGACAUAGACAGGGCCUACACCGUCCAUACUUACACAGGACAAGUCUCUAUAGCGCUGGGAGACCUAAUAGCGACCAAUUGCCUGUUAGAUAUGACGUCAUAUCCGUGGGACGAGCACUGGUGUGCGGUCACAUUGAUUGUCAUGGGCUACACAGCGGACCACGUGAAACUGGUUUCCGUGCAGAAAAGGGAAAUGGCCAUCCUGCCUGGCUAUGAGCCCAGUUCCUCGUGGAGUUUAAUACGCAUGCUGACCUUGUUCAUAUCAAUGGUCGGAGAGAAGCUACCAUCAAACGGGGACGGGAUCGCCUCCCUGAGUUACUUCCUCGAUUUCGCUAUGUUCAUCAGCGGCGUCACUUGUUUGUGCAACCUCGUCACUCUGAAACUGUCGUCCAAGGCGACAUCUGGAAAGCCGGUUCCUUCCACAUUACAGGCUCUGGUUAAUUGUGGAAAAAGAAGUACGAAAAUGUUAUUGUGUACUAACAAAAACGCAAGAAUGAAUAGCAUGGUCAAAGAAAAUGAUAUUCGUGAAACGAAUGAUGUUGUUGAAAUAGGUCAACAACUGAGUGGUGUAAAGAAAGACUCUCAAGUUGAGUCACGACCUUCCCCGGAAGUGUCGUGGAUGGACGCCAGCCGCUGGUUUGAUGGCGUCUGUGUGAUCACAACUGCGGCAUUUCUGAUCUUAGGUGGAUUUAUGUUCACCUAUAAUGUAAUCAAUGGACAGAUUCCGUAA
This is a messenger RNA of Mya arenaria, 1131 nucleotides long. Its product is annotated as acetylcholine receptor subunit beta-like. Lineage: Eukaryota; Metazoa; Mollusca; Bivalvia; Myida; Myidae. The record is from RefSeq and is a predicted model, not a curated record. The transcript has 6 exons. Gene Ontology annotation, cellular component: neuron projection; synapse; membrane. Bases 1 to 1131 code for a protein of 376 amino acids. Gene Ontology annotation, molecular function: extracellular ligand-gated monoatomic ion channel activity; transmembrane signaling receptor activity; neurotransmitter receptor activity. Gene Ontology annotation, biological process: nervous system process; chemical synaptic transmission; regulation of membrane potential.